Molecule: messenger RNA, 855 nt
Organism: Medioppia subpectinata
Lineage: Eukaryota; Metazoa; Arthropoda; Arachnida; Sarcoptiformes; Oppiidae
Source: the annotation of a GenBank genome assembly
AUGAGUGCCCAUGAUAAAAAGCAACAAUCCAUACUGUUCUCACCGGUGACCAUAAAGGGGGUAACUUUUAAAAACCGCAUCGGUGUGUCGCCAAUGGUCACGUGGCAAGCGGUGGACGGUGUGCCUAAUGACUUUCACAUAGCCCAUUAUGGUUCAUUUGCCCUAGGUGGUGCCGGACUGGUUAUGGUAGAGUCAACUUCUAUAGAGCCCAGGGGGCGCAUCACACCGGCCGACACCGGUAUCUGGAAUGAUGAACAGGUGGAGGGUUGGCGUCGGAUCACAACUCUCCUCAAAUCGCUGGGCGCUGUGCCGGCCAUACAACUGGCCCACGCGGGACGUAAAGCCAGUACACCCGUAAUGUGGGCUAACACUAAGGUCUCAAUGCCGGAUGACCAAGGUGGGUGGCCAACUAUUUCGGCCAGUCCUAUUGCUUUUGGAGGCGAUGUAUGGAAAGUGCCCAAAGAGGCUACACUUGAGGACAUAGAAGUACUGCAACAGGCGUUUGUGUCGGCGGCCGUCCGUUCUGUUAAGGCAGGCUUUGAGGUGAUUGAACUGCACUACGCCCAUGGUUAUUUAGUAAACAUGUUUUUAUCGCCGGCCAGUAAUCAGCGCACCGAUCAAUACGGCGGUUCAUUAGAAAACCGGAUGCGUUUUGGUUUAGAGACGGCCCGUCGGGUGCGGGAAGUGAUCCCCAAAUCAAUGCCACUGUUUGUGAGGAUUUCGGUCACGGAUUACGCGGACAACGGAUGGGAUGUCAACGACAGCGUAGAGUUCGCCAAACACAAACAUUUUCAAAUAUUAAUCAAAAAUAAGACAUUUUUACUCAAACCUCCCUUGGAGGAACCCUCUCUAUAG